AUGAGUAUUGCAAUUACUGACAUUUGGGCCUCAUCCAGGCGCGAUUACGUCGUUAGUUUGGAGAGUCGUCUCCAAGCCGUUGAGACCAAGCUCAACUCCCAUGACCGCUCCUCACAGCAUCUGGGCUCCCAACAGCACACAUCUACUCCCGGAUCUAACCCUGGCGUGGUCUCCAUUUCUGACACUCCCAUUGAUCUCUACGAAGGUGAAUCAUCGUUCACCAGACAAUCACUCGGAGCUAGAGAAGCCGUCGAGUCCAUGGCCAAUCCGAGUGCCCCAGGUGCUGGUUCUAAUCUGAAUAUUGCAUUUGAUUCACUGAGCGGUCUUUUGAAGCCAGUUCAACAAAGCGGACAGGCCGAGGAGGGCAGUACCCGUGACUCUGUGCAGAUGCCUCUAUGCUUACCUGCUGAACUAGUUCUCACAUUGUUGCGAAGGUUUCGCGAGCAAACGCCGUUGUUCUUAUCUUCUUACCCUAUCAAUGAUCUGGCGUUGUUGGAGAAGCUUUGCCAACGUGUCUAUUUUCCAAUUCGGGAUGUCUCAGCUGGCGAUGUUGCAGCAAUGCACGGGGUCUUUUAUUGGCUUAUCAGGGAGCUUCUAUCGAGAAACGACGACCUUUGCAAAAAAUUUGAUCUUGCGACCCAUUUCAAAAAUUGCAAAUCCAGCUUUGAAGCUGAUCUCAGGAGUCACAGCUUGUUCACGGCACCUAGCUUUGAGAAUGUCAUCGCGCUUGCUAUGGGUACUUUAAAAGCACAAGAUGAAGCCGAUCCACUUACUGGAUGUCAUAUGAUAUCCACUGCCGUUCGAUACUGUCAGAUGCUUGGAUAUCAUCGAGAGUCUACGUUUAAGAACUCGAAAGAUGAAAAUUCAAGCAGUAAGCGCCGAGUAUUCUGGACCAUUUAUGUCUUUGACAAGACUAUGUCCCUGCUACUGGGUCGUGCAUCCUAUCUGCAAGACUUUGACAUGGAUGUGAAACCACCAGCACCUUCAUCAGAUCCGAAAAUCUGCCCUUGGGACGAGGCAUUUUGUUCGAUGAUCGAGCUCGCGGGUAUCCAAGGAGAUACGUACAAUAAGCUCUACUCCCCUUCUGCCAUGAAACACUCGUCAUCAGAGCGAUUGAAAGAUAUCAAGAGAUUGAAGCUCGCGAUUGAGGAGUGCAAACGAGGCAGGGACAAGAUCGAUUAUUCAAAAGCGGAUCAGCCACAGAUUCAUGAGUUGUCUCUGAAAACAUGGGAUAUUCUAUACUACUCAGUCUUGACCUCUAUUCUGCGUGCCUAUACUUCAACCGAAGAUGGCGAGAUCGGACACGAAUGUUUCACCGCUGCCCGAAUGUGCUUGCUCAGUCAUCUGGAGUGCUUCCCAGGAUAUGCUGAUUCGGGUCUCGUAACGGUUGCAGAUUAUGCCAACUGGGUCCAACUGUACUCUUCUUUCACUCCAUUCAUCGUUAUCUUCCUUCAUUCCAUCGCGGCUACUAGUCUUGAAGACGUGAAGCUUCUCGAGCAGGUUGUGGAGACAGUACAGAAGACUCGUGGAGUUUCAAAAGCAUCAGAGCGUUUGUAUAAUAUAUGCGCUAAUUUUCUUUCAGUUUCGCGUGGCUUGGUCGGAGCCCAGAAAUCUUGCGUUGGUAGAUAUGACGGAAACAGAGACGCCCUGGAGCUUACCAAUGACUCCCAAGACGGUCACUAUUUCCCUACAGACCUCCAACAAGACGAUAUUGGUCUGGAUAUGACUAGAUAUCUCACUUACCCAGAGGCACAGAGUAUGUCGGCGCUUUUGGAAUGCUGGGAUAGUGGACAGCCGUCUGCGAUGGAUCUGCUGGGAAUGGACACAGAGUAUAUUCAAUGA
Molecule: messenger RNA, 1842 nt
Organism: Penicillium olsonii
Lineage: Eukaryota; Fungi; Ascomycota; Eurotiomycetes; Eurotiales; Aspergillaceae
Source: the annotation of a GenBank genome assembly